This is a messenger RNA of Sitophilus oryzae (rice weevil), 897 nucleotides long. RefSeq names its product apolipoprotein D-like. Bases 35 to 790 code for a protein of 251 amino acids. The record is from RefSeq and is a predicted model, not a curated record. NCBI's taxonomy places the organism in Eukaryota, Metazoa, Arthropoda, Insecta, Coleoptera, Curculionidae. Gene Ontology annotation, molecular function: pigment binding. The transcript has 3 exons.
GCAAGAAGGAACGAAUGCUCAAAAACAGAUAAACAUGCAAACCGUUUACUUCCUUGCAUUCUUGCCAUGCUUAACAAUAGCGCAAAUACCAAGUUUGGGCUUUUGUCCAGACUAUUUACCUAUGACACAUUUCGAUAUUGACCGUUUCAUGGGAAAAUGGUAUGAAGCUGAGCGUUAUUUCCAAUUUUCUGAAGUAGCCUCGAGAUGUGUUGUGACCGAUUAUGCCGUCGCUCCCAAUGGAAAGAUUUACGUCUCCAAUGAAGUCACGAACAGAUUCACCGGAGUUAAAAGAAUAAUAGCUGGGAAUGUGGACAUGCCAGGGCACAAAUCCGAGGGCAAAAUGGUAGUGAAAUACGAAACAACCCCUUCCACAACGUCCACCCUUACAGUAUUAGAUACAGACUACGACAAUUAUGCUGUAAUUUGGAGUUGCAAUGGUCUUGGACCUGUCAAUACCCAAAGUGCUUGGUUAAUGACUAGAGAACGUAUACCAGACGUGACAACACUUCAAAAAGCUUAUGGAGUCCUAGAUCAGUUCAAGAUCAACAGAACGUUCUUCUUGAAGACGGACCAAGAGGGUUGUGCCAUUGCUGCUUCCGAUUUGAAUGCCGCCCUUGGUAUAGCUUCAACAUCAACCAAUGUGGAACAAAAUGCCAUAUUAGCGAAAACCAGCGAAGAUGCAGAGAAUGAACUGAAGAAGAAUAACGAUCAGAGUGAUCAGGAGAAAACGGAAGAGACUACGACAGAAAUAAAUGACACUGAAGAAGCGACGAAAGAAAUUUCAUCAUAAUUUAAUAUAAAAUAUUAUUUAUUGUUUGUAACUAUUUAUUUUUAUUUAUAUUUAUUUUAAGACAAUUAUAUUAAAAGCUUCUAAUAAAAUCAUCAAAAUAAUAAGAA